CUUAACUUCAACGCUCAAGCUCAAGUCUUGCAAAGCUGCAUGCUCCCCAAAGAAUACUUUUCCUUCCUCAUCAAUCGCGUGUAAGCCUCGUUGACAUUACAACAUCAUCAUAAUCUAACAAAUGGAAGGUGAGAUAACCCGAAAAUUUCUUCAAGCCUUUGUCUGGCCUCGCCUUAGUAGAUGCUUCCCGGUAAAGGCUUCACAGCUGUGCAGUGUACUACGUGUUCAUGGUCUUCUUUAAAGUUGUACUGCAUACAUGCGACUCGUUUUUUGGGGUAUUCUUCACACUCUGCUCCAUUAAACUACGGUACGAUACACUAGUUGCUAGGGCUGGCACCCAUUUGCAUUUUCUGGCAUUAUGUGGAUUUUGAUCGUGAUCAUAAGUGCACUGAGCGGGGCGGCGUUUCUGUACUGGCUACGAAGUCGCCUUCAAUGCGGGAUUCAGCGCCGUGGUGAUGAUGCUGACAUGCUAUCGUUUCAAGCUGCGUGCUCCCACGCUCUGAGUGGCGAAUGCUUUUCGUGGUAUCGACAGUCUCGUACAUCAUCGCAAUCAUCAUUUAUUACUGGGAGAAGAAGUGGUGGAGUACGCCGAUUGAUCGGACAUCAGAUUGCAGUCGAGGAGGGCAUUGCGCUGUCUCGCAGGGGCACGGAUUCUUCCCGGCUGCAACUCAUGUUAAUGGAUCGGGAUUUCUCAAGCGAAGACUACGAAGUUUUAUCACGGCUGGAUGAGGAUGAACAGGACGCUUGCCACUUGUUGGGAGCAACCGAUGCAGAGCUGGAACGACUACCCACGUACAUUGUGGAUACAGAAACUAAGCUAAACAAAUGCUUCAUAUGUUUAAACGACUUUUUGAAAGGCGAAGUUGUUAGAAUCUUGCCAUGUCUGCAUCAAUUUCAUCAAUCUGAGUGCUGUGAUCCGUGGUUGAGACGGAAGAUGGAGUGCCCAGUGUGCAAAUUCAGGCUAUAGCUCGUGCACUUUAAUUGCCACUUGCGCAACUCUCGGCUACGUAUGUAGCUGUUUAAGAAAAGCCUGAUGCGUGCAGCAAAGAACCCUCUGUAAAAUAUAUCGAAAUGAAAUAGCAUAUGUAAGUAAGACA
Messenger RNA from Nannochloropsis gaditana CCMP526, 1097 nucleotides. Its product is annotated as zinc finger family protein. The transcript has a single exon. The coding region runs from base 359 to 967 and encodes 202 amino acids. The record is from RefSeq and is a predicted model, not a curated record.